Molecule: messenger RNA, 2136 nt
Organism: Protobothrops mucrosquamatus (brown spotted pit viper)
Lineage: Eukaryota; Metazoa; Chordata; Lepidosauria; Squamata; Viperidae
Gene: PBXIP1
Product: PBX homeobox interacting protein 1
Exons: 11
Coding region: 51-1913 (620 amino acids)
Source: RefSeq, a predicted model, not a curated record
CGCCCCCUGGAUUAAGGUGGAUAUUUGAGCAUUUCAGGGCAUGAAAAGGCAUGGCUGAACACACAAAUUCGCAGGAGACGGAAAACAACAGCUGGGUGAUCACAGGACCAGAGGCUGCCCCUGUGGAAGAUCUUGGUUGCGAAGCUUCAGAAGAAACCCAGUUGGAAGCUUCUCCGCCCGAGACUGAGCUUUUCGUGGACAGUCCAGAUCUGGAAGAAGAGAAAUCAGAGAGUCCCGAGGCAGAAGACAACCUCAUUUCCAGAGAUUCUUCCAGCCAAGAAUCUUCUACUCUCUUAUUGCUGGACGAAAAGAAAACGGACAGCCCUCGUGCGGAGGAAGAAUUUUUCCCCCUCUCACAAUCCACCCCAACAGGUCCCCCCGAGGAUGAACCGAAGGCUUCCAGCGUCGGGGAAGAAGCAGCGUCCCCCGAGGCCGACGUGGAGGGUCUGCGUCGACGGAAAGGCCGCGUCGAGAUCCAGCAGGUGGGGCCGGAGCUGCCCCACGAUCGAGUGAUGGGAGUUCCUGAGGACGAGGACGAUGGUCUUUCCAGGAUGAAGUGGCUGCUGGCCGUUUUAGCCGUUGUGGGUUUUGGAAUUCUGGCUACGUUGGGGGUCUUUCUUGAGGCCGAGGACGGAGGUCUGGAUAUGCUGAACCUGGGGCUGAGUUCUGACGGAGAAGGGCCGCAUCCUGCCAACAGUGGACAGGACUGGUCACCCUCCCUGGAUUCUGCGAACGACGCUCAACUCCGCGUAGGCAAGGAAGCUCUUUCUGAGGAUCCAAAGAGCUUGGAUGCCAUGGGAAUCUUGCUGGAUAAAUUAGCCAAGGAAAAUCAGGAUAUCCGACUGAUGCAGGCUGAACUUCAGGCCCAGAAAGAAGAGCUGGAGAUUUUGCUACAGAAGUCCGAAGUGAAAACUUUGGCUGUCGAUUCCGUGCAACAAAAUUUGGCUGCGGAAAACACGCGUUUGGCAGAAGCCUUGAAGCGGGAGACGGCGGCCCUCUCGGCCGCCCGGAGCGACAUCCACCUUCUCCGGGAGAAGGUCCGUAGGCCGGAGCCGUCGGGCGAUGCCAAAUCCCGCCGGCAUCCCGGGGAGGACACCGUCUCCCAUCACCCUCCUGGCAAACUCGAGCGUCAGGAGAAGGAACUCCAUCGCCUGCGUUCCUUGCUGGCUUCCUUCCGGCAGGAUUUGGGAAGGCUGGUUGAAAAAACUCCUCUGGAGGAACUUAAAGACCUGGAGCAGAGGCUGGGCAAGGAGCUAGACCUCAGUGAGGCCGAGAAAGAACCGCAGGUUCCGUGGAAAGCCAGGCAGGGAAAAGCGAAAUCUUGGCAGAAGAAAUACCAGGGGGAGGAGAAAUUUCGGCACCAGGACAGGGACCCCAAAGUGGCCAGCGAGAAAGAGCCGCAUCACCCCAAGAGACACCAAACGAAGCCCCCCAGGAGUGGAGACCACCAGCGGGGACCCCGGAAAGCCAGAAAGCCGAUGGAACCCCAGGAAUUGUGGGAGAGGCUGGCCAAGCAUCCUUAUUCUACCCCGCAGGGAUGUUCUGGGGUCGCCGAAUGUGCCCAGCGAGAGGGCCUGGCCCCCGUUCAGAAGAACGCCUUCCUGAAGCUGGUGCAGAAUUAUCUGGCCGGGCUGGGCUGGGGGCAAUAUGCUGGCGAGUUGGUCCCGGUGCUAGAGGGUCAUUUCGGCAGCGAGGGGGUCUUCGCCCACGAACGCGUCAGCUUUGUGGACUUUCUGGAUAAAAUCGAAGAUGCCCUGGAAGAGCUGGCCCGGUCUCUGGGGGUGAGCGAAGACGGGGUGGACGAUUUUGAAGACGUGAUCCUGAAGCAGCUUGGGGCGGCCCCCGGGCGCAGAUCAACUCAUGGACACGGCGCCAAAGAGCGGAGCCCUCAUAAGACCCGGGCGUACGGCUAGCCCUCCUUCGGCCAUCUGGACUUUGGUGGAAGUCUCCAGGGAAGAACCUUCUUAAUUUCCUUGCCACUUUUCUUUUGUGGGGGGGGCUACCCCCUCCCCUCUUUGAUCUUUAUAUCCCGUCUUAUAUGUCCCGAGUGACGUCCAGUGAAAGUUAGUAGCUGAUGCCUCCGAGAUCUCCUUCCCACAGUCCGCGUUUUGGGGUGAAUUGCAGACAGUCCUCGAC